CGCCCUCCUCCUCCUCCUCCUCCUCCCUGGUACCCUCCCUGCCGGAUGCGAGUCCCGGAGGCGGGGCAGCGCAGUCAGGGGGACAGCAGGCGGGACAGGCGGGGGAGGGGCAGCAGGGGGGACAGCAGGAGCCGCACCACCUGACCCUGAGUGACCUGCUGUCCCUGCCCGCCGCCCCGCCCCCCUUCGUCCCGCUGUGUCGGCCGGUGGGUGACUCGCUGCUGCACGUGUGGUGCGGGGUGGCACGGAGCAUGCAGCGGGACAGCUGGAGCAGGGAGGACUACCUGGUGACGAGGCAGCUGCACCGGGGCUACUCCAGUGAGGUAUUCCAGGCCGUGUGUCGCGCCUCCGGGCUGCAUGUGGCCCUGAAGUGCUACUCGCUAGGCCGGCUGUCGGAGUUCCUGACGCACCAGGUGAUGCGGGAGGUGCGGGUUCACUCCCGACUGGAGCACCCCAACGUGGUGCAGCUGCUGGCGGCGUUCAAGGAGGACAAGACCCUGGUCCUAGUCCUGGAGUGGGCGGGCGGCGGCUCGCUGGCCCAGGCUCGUCUCAAGCUGGGUAGCCGCAUGCGCGAGGUGCAGGCGGUGGGGCUGGUGCUGGCGCCGCUGCUGCGGGCGCUGCAGUACCUGCACGGGAGGAGCAUCGUGCACCGGGACAUCAAGCCGGGUAACCUGCUGUUCUCGCCCGACUGGCGCCUCAAGCUGUGCGACUUCGGGGUGUCCAUCUGCGCGGCGGAGGAGCGGCCGGUCACCCGGGCGGGCUCGAGGGACUACAUGGCGCCGGAGGUCCAAGCCUGCCCCCUCAAGAACACCUCCUCCGACAACAAGGACGACGACACCUUCUCCUACACCCCCGCCUGCGACGUCUGGAGUGUGGGCGUGCUGGCCUACGAGCUGCUAGUGGGCUUCGCGCCCUUCUCCGGCGGCCUGGCCUCCAAGCACCCGCAGCAGCAGCAGCAGCAGCACCGCCGGCUGGCCUUCCCAAGCAGCGUCAGCGCGGCGGCGAGGGCGUUUGUGAACGCGUGUCUGCAGCUGAGACCGGAGGACCGACCCACGGUUCAUGAGCUGCUGCAGCACCCCUGGCUGAAGGCGCUGGAGCGCCCCCUCCGCUCCGACUCCAUAUCGCGGGAGCGGCUGGCGGCGAGCAGCGUGGGCGUUAGGCUGGGGUAGCUGCGGGGGGGUGGCAGGGAGUAGGUGUGGGGAGGCAAGGUAAUCCGUACAGCACUGCCAUUCAUAUCUGAGACUCACUUCACUCCAGCUAGAUAGGUUACCAGCGAUAGAUAGAUAGCGAGGUACGUCCCGGCAGCGCAUGUGGGCGCACGUGUCAGGACUGCCUGGGGGGGCCGAGGUUGGGGCGUGUACCGGCACGAGAAGAACAACGUUCUUGUGUGCUUGUGUUGUUGUAUGUCUUGUUGUGUGUGGGGUCGUGUAUGGUCCGUUGGGGUAUGAUAACGGAAGCUGAUCCUGCCGCCUGCUGUGGAUGGUUCACAAACAGCUGUGUGCGGUGUUUGAGACCAGUCGCAGAGUUGUGCAGUGUGUGCAGUGAAGACCAGGUGUGAGCUCUGGUAUCUUGGUGCUCUGGUAUCUUGGUGCUCGGGUAUCUUGGUGCUCUGGUGUCGGUGUUGUUGUGCUUCAUGGAAUGCCGCAGCGAGGGCCCCAUGCAGGGCACCCGUGUGUGCACCAAACCUCUUGUUUGGAAAGAGGCCGCGUGCGCUAUGUGUUGCUACCGACAUGCGUGCUAUGUGUUGCUAUGAGCGCGCUGCAUCCAUGUAUGUGCUGCGCGCUCGCCAUCUUAUGCAUGCUUGAAACCAGCUCUCGUUACGCAAGCAAUGGUGGAAUGUUUGGUGGCUGCGGGAUGACACAUCACGAGAGCGCGUAAAUCCCAGGCAUGGAGGUUCCGUGGCCCGAUGUGACCUGGUGUUUCCCUUGUGAAGAGUGUGUUAAAAUAACUGGCCGCGAGUAGAGUAGAAGAGUGUGUAUGAUUGAAGCAUGCAUGCUUGGAUUCGCGUCUACAUAUGCCCCGGCUGCUGUGUUGCUUGUGCGUCCUUCCCUUUUUACGGCGGUCCCUACUCUUCUGGAUCUUCUUCAGGACCACGCUACCGAUGGGCGGGUGGACCUGUUUGUGUUUGUUUGUGUCGGUGCGGGCAGGAGGGGGACCUCCUCACCUGCUGUCUACAUCCGCAUCCGGGAUGUGGUGAGGUGCGGUGUGUCGCGCUUACCUCUCCCAAUGGAGGGGUGCUUUGCCUGUUUUGCUUUCAAGAAAGAAGCCGGCGUGCGUGCUCCCCUGCCGUCUUGUCAGGAUGUGCAGGGGUCGCACGGGCGAUGAUAUGUGGUGUAUGAGGUAUGUCGUAACGUGUUGGCUGCGUGUAUGUUUUCGGCGAGUCGCUGCAACCAACGCUCCCAAUGUCACAUGGGCAGGGUUGCAGGCCACGCAUGCGCAGAAAGCUGUGUGAUUGGAACUCCUGAUCUGUUAUGGUGGUACGGUGGUGUAUUUAUUUACCUCUCUGUCUGUCCCCCAAACAACUCACCCUUGCCUGAAUAGGACACCAUGCCCGUUGCUUGCCGCUUGUUCGGAAGAAAGCCCUGCACCCCGCGCCGCCGAAAUGCGCGGGCCGAGGGCGGGAAGCAGUGGUACUUGCGGGGGGGGAAGGAGGAGGAGCAGAGGUGGUGUGUACACUCCCGCGAGGUGUGAUGUGAAUCAAACUGAGCUGGGAGCAGGAGCAGCAGCGCCGAGUGCGUGGGUGUUAAGGAACAUACUGUGAUUGCCGGGGCGAUGCCGCGGGUGCAUUGCUGCCAGCUUGGUGUCGAUUUACGGAGUUAUGGAGAAAUUGGAGGGCGGCGGCAGGAGGAUGGAAACAGAUCUGUUGCAUGAUGUCAGGGUGGUCAUGAUGAGGGGCGGAAACGGUGAGCAGCUCCUCGGAAGAGGUGUGCCGUACAGCGGAGGAAACUGUAACGCCGUUUGCGAGGUGUGGCAGCGAUGUGCGUCAGAGAUGUACCGGUAUGUCAGAGAUUUACGAGCGCGUUCAAGCAGCGAUGUGCGUGGGGGCAAUGCAUAUGUACCGGAAUAAGGUGCGGGGCGCAGUCGUGUGCGGCUGUGAUACCAGCUGCAUGGAGUGGCAGGAAAGGGGGCUUUGGGGCGGCUUCUGCGUUCUGACGCAACGCUUGUGAUGAUUGCUUGUUGGGGAGGGUAACAAUGUGGCUAGGGAGUGGAAACCAAUUUGCAUGUGGGUUCUAUGAAGGGUGUGGGUGGGGGUACAUGUGGAGACGAGUGCCCAAUGCUGCGAGGGCACGCGCCAUCGUUUAGGUAUAUGCAGGAGGGGAAAUGUCCACUUUGCGUUUGACAGGUGGUGACGGUUUUUCGCGCUGUGUUGCCGGGCGGGGCGGGAGGUUCUGUUCGUAACAGCCAUGCAUGCCGUGUUUGGCAAUUUGGUUGCUCGGUUACUUCAACGACAUUGGUUAGUGUAGGUCGCGCAGGUAUCUCACUACUUCUCAUCUCUCAGGCAACCUUUAGCUUUGGUAUUUGCGAAUGUACCGUAACUUCUAGCGAUAACGUAGGAGCCCUCAUAAGCUGCUGUGUUGCCGUAUGAUAUGUAAUAGUGGAAUGGGUCGUACGACAGAAACGAAUCAGCUGGGG
This is a messenger RNA of Astrephomene gubernaculifera, 3633 nucleotides long. Lineage: Eukaryota; Viridiplantae; Chlorophyta; Chlorophyceae; Chlamydomonadales; Astrephomenaceae. The record is from the annotation of a GenBank genome assembly.